Molecule: messenger RNA, 6810 nt
Organism: Symbiodinium sp. CCMP2456
Lineage: Eukaryota; Dinophyceae; Suessiales; Symbiodiniaceae
Source: the annotation of a GenBank genome assembly
AUGUGCUCGGCAAUUGAGCGAGAGACCCGACGCACUGAAUUACGCGGCCCUCCUCCCUUACCAGCCAACCCAGUUUCAGGAGUUUUUAUGGCUCCUGCCUUCAGGGCACGGCUGGGCGUCGGCUUCGAGCUGCUCGACCAGGAGGAGGGCUUACGCGUGCUGCAGGUUUGUCCGCAGAGCCGUAGUGAGAAGAGGCACGACGUCAUCGACCGCAAUGGCCUACUCCCGGGUCAUAAGCUGCACCCCGGCGACUUCGUGGUGAUGGUCAAUGGCAAGAGCACGAGGAGAGCACCCCCGAUGGCACAGUCCUCCGGCACCUGCGCGGAUCAGCCGAUGGCAGAGGAUGAUGGCUGGCAUGAUCAGCGACGGCAGAAUGGUGGCGCGGGCUUGGGUGAUUGGCGCGAGGUCGAAAGCUGCACACGGUGGAGCCUGCAAUGGCAACAGUCGAAUAUGUCCGGCCAAAUGCCGGGCUAUUUCGACCCGGGUAUCGGAGAAGGAGCCAGCAAUGGCAUCACGGAUAGGUAUGUGAGCAGAGGCUGGAAGUCGAGUUGCCGCCGGAUGCAACGACGGCAGCUGCUACGGGAGGGGAAAGAAGCCACUUCGUCAGCGGCUGCACCUGAGCCGUGGAACGGGCAGCCUGAAAAGGCAACUUCAUCAGCGGCUGCGCCGGAGCCGUGGGACGAGGUGCCUCGCGUGUCUCCGCGCGAGCCAAUGCAGGCGCGGACGCCAUUGGAGCCUGUGCAGGAAGUGGGCUCGCCCCUCGCGUCAGAUCCCGACGGCUACGAGCCUCCGCCGUGGGCCGCAGAGGCGCGCCCAGGCUCUUCGAUCGAGGCCUUUCCAGCGGAGGCGCCGCAGGCCGCGAAUGGAAGUGCUUCGCAUUGCCAAGACCCUGUGGACGAGAAUGCUGACGUGCAAGAAUUGGUGGCCAUCGUAGACUAUGAUGCCGUGGAGCCCUCCAAGGGCUACUUGCAGUGUGCACCGGGCGAUCGCAUUCUUUGCAAGCUCGUGGCUUGCCUCAGCGAGUUGGAAUGCUCGAAGUCCCCGAAGUUUCACCGCAUAACAGUUUUUUACUUCGGCUCUUUGCUGGCUGCACAUUUUCUGUGCCCAUCUGGCCUGAGCGGCUGCACUUCACUGUGCCCGCUCUCAAUCUAUUUCUUCGCCGUAAGGCCUCCGUGGAAGGAGGCGGGCCCGGACUUCGGUUUUUCCGCCCUUGGGACAGGGCUUGGUUGCAGAGGUUUUUGUGAGAAGGAAGCAGCAGAGAGCAGAGGACUUCGGAGCAAGGUGCUGGGAAGGAGCCACCUCGCUAGGUCUUGUCCUGGCUGGUGGGCUGGUGCAAUGGAAGGCCAGGCUGCGCAGCAACAGCAGCAGCAGCAGGUGCAGCAAGGAGGGAUUGGAGCUGAAGAUGUGGAUCGGCUUGUUCGCUCCCGCCUAGAGCAGGCCUUCCAAGGAGUUUUUCGGAAGCUUGUGGAUACAACGGAAAGGGCAGCUCAGGCUGCCGAGGCAAGCGCCUCGAGUAAUAGGCUGGAUGGGCUGACUCGGACCUUGAAAGUGGAAGCGUGGAAGCCGCAGAACCGUGAGGAGGAGCUGCGCACUUGGAAGGAAUGGGCCUUCCAGUUUACGAACUGGCUGGUUACGCACGACGAGCACUACGAAACCGACCUGGCUGAUAUUACUCUGGACCAGGAGGUGGACCAUGCGGUCCUUACGGCAGACGAAGUGUCAAGAUCCCACAGGCUUUUCGGGGUCCUGUGCAAUAUGAUCAAGGGCCGCCCUCUUUUGAUUGUGCGGCAAAAGCAGGAAACGAAGAACGGCAUGGAAGCCUGGCGGCUUUUGCGUCGGGAAAUGGAGCCGAAGGAGAAGGCGAGGUCACUUGCCUUGGUGCGUCAGCUUGCUGGCUGGCGCUUUGACCAGCAAACCGGCUUACAUGAGCAGCUCAUCAAAUAUGAAGAGGCCCUUCGCUUAUAUGAAGCCAGCAGCGGCAAGAGCUUCCCCGAGGACCUGGUUUUGGCUACAGUGGUGACGGGCUUGAAGGAGCCGCUCAAGUCGCAGAUUCAGCUGCGAAUGGGAAGCACCACCCGUUACAGCGAGGUGAGGGAAUGGGUGCUUCAAUAUGAGUCGUUGAAUGCGCCCUGGUCGAUGACUUUGCCGGGGAAGACAGCGAAUGACGCCGGUGGCCCGGCACCAAUGGAAGUGGACCAGAUCAAGGGGAAGAAGGGCAAGAGUAAGGACGGCAAGGGCAAGAAUGGCAAGAGCAAGGACGGAAAAGGGAAAGGCGACAAAGGAAAGAAGGGCAAGCCUGGAGAAGGCAAAGGCUGGCAGCAAAAGGACUAUAGCUGGUCGUCCCAGAGCAGCUGGGGAGGCCAACAAGGGUCCAACUGGACCCCGUGGAAAGGCAGCAGCGGCAAGGAUGGCAAGUCGAGUGGCAAAGGAAAGGACAGCUGCAACAUAUGCGGACAGCGGGGCCAUUGGAAGUGGGAGUGCCCGCAGAAGGGCAAGGGCAAGGUUCGGCAGGUCGAUGCCGCGAGCACAGCCGAGAGCUACUCUGCUUCAGUGGCCCCUUCGGUGGCCUCGUCGGCAACCACGGCGGCCCCGUCUACGGCAACGGCCUUGCAGAGAGGAGCGCGAUCAGUGAACCAAAUCAGCGCUGUGCUUGGCACCCCCCCGGGCUGCCCCUCCACACAAGUGUUUGAUAUGAGCGAGCUCGAUGACGAAGAGCUCGGCCUCUUCUCCUUGGACAGCCCGGAGGUGAUGAUGAUAAAGGUGGCCGGCCCCGACUCCUAUGACCUCACCCCCGUUUUUGAGGACAAUCGGAGCUACCUCGACAACAGCCAGUUUGAGAUGAAGCCGGCGCCUGGGAAUGACUUCGGCAAGGUCUUCGUUGAGCACUACGCAAUGGACCGUACCGACAGCGAGGAAAACUGGACGGUGCCGUGGUAUGAGCCCAAUCUUCUUGAGAAGCGUGCUGUGGCGGAGGUCCUUGCUGUGAGCGCGAAGCCCGUGCAGGUCGAGGUUGUCGUGGACAGUGGAGCUGAUGUCAGCGUUGCCCCCAAGAAUUUCGUGGGACAUGGCAUUCCAGCCGAGAGCUCGGGGUUCAGGAUGCAAGAUGCCCAGGGCAACGAGAUCAGGGAGCUGAACACCAGGCUCCUCGACAUCACCGUCGGCACCUUAGACAACGACAGCGUGAAGAUUCGGGAGAAGUUUGCCAUUGCCAAUGUCGGGAGUAUCAUUCUCUCUUUGGGGCGGAUGCUUCGUGCAGGUUGGUGCCUCGGACACGUAGGUGAUGGACCGACCCUUGAGAGAGGGGGCCACCGAGUACCCAUUCGUCUUCGCAGGAACACCCUCAUCAUGAUGGCCAUGGUCUCGGUCAUCACCACGGGCGUGGCUGACGGCCACGUGGGACCACAACGAGUGCCAGAGAGCCGGGCAGUUCAAGCCAUUGGGGUCUUUGAGGAUAUGGGCCCUCUUCCCCCAGAGGUCGAAGACAUCGCGGCGACCCCUGGGUGGCAUGUGCUGGGAAGUGGGCUUCCUAUUCUGGUGGGUCACAAGGCUGAGGAGAUCCAAGAAGAGAGCUGGCUUUGGUCAACUGAGGAUUGGGCUUGGCUGGCUGUCUUUGUACGUCUUGAGAAAGCUGACCGCACACCGCGGCCUGGGGAUGUGUGGGUCCAAAUAUAUACAAUGGCGACUGCUGGUUUCGAUGGUGCCAUCAAGGUCUUUGCGGAGAUCGAUGAGGAGUUUAUCGGCGCCCACGACUAUGCAAUACUCUUUCAUGUUGACGAGUUGCCACAGAACCUCCUCAGCAAGCCCGGGGACUUCUUCAAGGAGAGCCUGGGUGAUGAUAACAAUGUGGUUGUGCCGAUGGCAGAGGAGACCGGAGGCAUCGGAGAUGACCCGUGCGAGGUUGUAGCCGAGAGCAAAAAGGACCUGGACAAAGAGCCCGAAGGUGAAGUCUUGGAUGGAGUGAAGCUAGAUGAUGAGACCCCCCUCAAAGAGCUCAGGGAGCUAUGCGAUCGGCUUGGUCUGAGCCGGGCUGGGCCGAAGAGCAAAGUGCUAAGGCGUCUCAAGGGGCACCACGAGAUUCUCGAGAAGCAGAUGACGACUGAGGUGGCGAGAAAAAUGUUCCUUGAGCGGGAUCGGCCAGCAAACUUGCCAGCCACCCCGAUUCUUCCGAGCGCGAGGCAGCAGGAGCUUCACAAUGCUACUCACCAACCCUUUGCUUCCUGGUGCGAAGCAUGCCUCUUGGGGCGGUCUCGGUCCUCACCUCACCUUAGGGUACCAGAGCCGGGCAUAGAGGCGAAGGACACCGAGGAGAACGUGCCGGUCAUUCAAGUGGACUAUUGCUACACCUUCACAAAGGCCCGCCAGGAGGUGACCGAGAAGCAGGAGGGAACCGAUGCAGGCAUUGAGGAAAAGACGCAGGAAGAGCAGGCCCCCGGCCCUGAGGACUAUCGAGACCAGUUUGCCUUGGCCCUUGUGGGGGCCGAAUCAACCACUGGAUGGCUUGCUGCAAUCCCGGUGCUCCAGAAGGGCGCCUCGUCUUUGAAGAGAGUGACCGAGAACUUGGUUCGAUUGAGCCUUCAAAUCAGUGCUGCGGGAGAGGUGGCCUUCCAGGGAGAUUCGGAGCCCUCGAUCAAACAGGUGAUCAACAGCGUUGCCGCAUGCAGGGCGAAGCUAGGAUUGAAGACAAGGGUAAAGAUCACCCAAAGAGGUAGCCACAGCAGCAAUGGAAGGGCCGAGAAAGCCAUCGACACGAUCAGGCGGGGACUCUUCAUGGGCAUCAACGAGAGGAAUGGAGCCAACAUUGUCCUCACGCCCGACGGUGCAAGGGAGACGCGGAGUAUAAGGAGGUUGCCCAUGGAACAGCAGUGGGAUGGAGUUCAUGGAGACAUUAUUGGGGAGGAGCUUAGCGAGUUUGCCCUUUGGUCGGAGGAGGUAGGUGAGUCGUUCGCAAAAGAGGGUUUGCUUGAGGACUUCGAUGACGACUGGGACUUCGAACCCAGCUGGGACGAGCACAGUGAGCAUCCUCCUGACCUUUGCGCCGAAGACCUUGAAAAGGUAAAUGCCGAGAGUGACCGAACAGAGCUCAAGAGGCUGGAGGAAAUGGGUGUCAUGAGGCUGCCCCGAGAAGGUGAAGACACAAGCACCUAUGGAAGGCUCACUACGAAGAUCGUGCGCGACUGGAGAAAAAGGCCAGGAUGGCUCAGGAGGAGUCGUCUGGUUGCGCGUGAGUUUAAAGCAUGGACAGCAUGGACCCAGGACCUCUUUGCGCCCGCCUCCAACCUAGCCGCGAUCCAUGCCUUUAUGACUUUGGCGAUCACACGUGGCCUGGAGCUGGUCACCUUGGACGUGAAAGAUGCUUACCUGAAUGUGGCCCAGCCAGAGCCAGUUGCCAUUGAGGUUGAAGCGUCGCUCUUCGACCCGACCAAUGUGGGCACGGUCACCUACGUUUUGGAAAGACUUCUACCAGGGCAAAGGAUAGGUGCGAGUGCUUGGUAUGGCUUUGCCAAGGACAUCCUCAAUACAAACGGCUUAGAGCACUACGCGAAAGAGCCCACCUUGUUUCGGCAUAAGGAGCCCUCCAAUCCCACGGCCAUGCUCCUUCAUGCUGAUGAUGGCCUUCUGGGCUCUACUGCAGAAGCCCGUCAAGACCUUGUCGAGAAGAUGGGCAAGGUGGUCAAGCUUCAAGUCAGUGAGCCAAUGAAAGAGGUCGGGGACGAGCUGGAGUUUCUCAAGAGGAAGUACGUGAGAGUUCCCGAGGGAAUUGUUAUGUUCAGCAGCAACCGUUAUGCAGAGUCGCUCUUCGAGUCCUUCGGCAAGGAAACCAAGGAGAAGGAUGUGCCAGCAGACAAGGAGUUUCUUGAGCCCGACUCGUCUCAGGAGCUCCCAGCUGAAAAAGGAAAGCUUUACAGGGAGGCUGUUGGCAGGCUCCUUUACUUGAGCCACUCGCGGCCCGACUUGCAGUUCGCCGUGUGCAUCCUCAGUUCAAAGAUGGCUUGCCCCACGGUGUCUUCGUGGAAGUGGCUCAAGAAGGUGGUGGGCUACCUUCGGCGCAAUCCAUGCAUCGGGGUUCUCAUGAGGCCCAUCCGAAAUGGAGCAUGUUUUGGCUAUGUGGGGAAGGGUUUCCUGGGGAGAGACAGCCAGCUGGUCGUGGAGGCGAUCACAGAUGCUGACUGGGCUGGCUGCAGAAGGACAAGGAAGAGCAGAACUUCAAUCCAGCUGUACGCUGGGGGGAGCUUGAUCGGCUCCAUGGUCCGGAGCCAGAAGUCUGUGGCCCUCUCGUCGGGGGAAAGCGAGUUCAUAGCUCUCGUGGGCGGUGCCGGGGAAGGACUCUACGUGGCCGAGGUCUUCGAGUUCCUCCUGGGCCCCGAGAGUGGAUCUGCAGUCAAGGCGGGGCGACUGAAGGUUGCCAGCAUCAGUGGGCAGGACAAUCCUGCCGACGUUGGCACAAAGCCACUUGCUGGGCCGCGACUACGUGAACUCAUGUACCUGCUUGGAGCCAUGACCGAGGAGUACGAGCCCUAUGGCAAGAAGGAGCACGACGAGAUGGCUGGGAAAAAGGCUUUGACAAAGGCCCUCAAGGACAUGCAUGUUGAGAGUGGAGCGGGGAGAGUGAAUGCUAAGACAAUCCUCCCUUUGAUGGUGAUGCUAUGCCAGAUUUAUGGUGCUGAGGGCUUGGGCCUAGCAAGCCUCUUCAUGGCUGAUGAGGAGCUGAUGGCAAGCGUGUCAGCUGCGCUCGGCCUGGGCUUGCUUAUAGCUCUGGAGGAAGCCCAGUACAAAGGAGCAAGACACUCAGACCCAUGGGAGUCUGAGUAA